UGGUGGAUUAGCAAGAGCUUUGCGCAAGAGCAUCUGUAAGGUGUUCUUCCGUACUAUAAUAACGCUGCUCUAGCUCCAUCAUUAGCGGCUGGGGCAGUAAAAUAGUAAAGAAUGGCUAGCAACGCUUUGAAAAAACCGAUUUUACGAGUAGCUUCAGUUCGAACUUUCGCUGCACAAGCCGCAACCCACCCUAGCCCAGGAUCACCAAAGGAAGGUGUGAAGACAACAGUUUUGCCGAAUAAACUGGUUGUGGCAUCAUUGGAGAACUAUUCUCCAAUUUCCAGAGUUUCUGUUCUAUUUCGGGCUGGCUCCCGGAAUGAGACGUGGGAUAAUUAUGGCAGCACCCAUGUUCUGCGGAUAGCAACAGGUCUGUCAACAAAGAACUCCACCCACUUUGGAAUUGUACGUAAUAUUCAACAAGUUGGGGGUAGCCUGAGUGUCCAGGCUGACAGAGAAGUUGUGAUGUACACUCUUGAAGCAAACAGAGAUGCACUGGAAGACACUUUAAAAUACUUGGAAGAUGUCGCUUCCAAACAAGCAUUCAAACCUUGGGAACUGUCAGACAAUUUACCUCGCCUGAAAUAUGAGCUGGCCAGUAUUCCAGAUCCUGUCCGAGCACUUGACCUUCUGCAUACAGCUGCCUACAGAACGGGUCUUGGAAAUUCCAUAUUCUGUCCACCGCAUUUGGUGGGAAAACUUAGCUCUGAGACAUUGCAGCACUAUGUAAAGUGUUACUUUACUACAAAUCGAACUGCUGUGGUUGGAGUUGGAGUUAGCCAUGACACAGUCCUCCCAUUUGCCCAGUCGCUUGGUUUGGAAAGUGGCGAAGGUCCCCAAUCAUCAGGGACUUACCAUGGUGGAGAACUUAGACAUAACAACACAUCUGGUUUGGCGCAUGUUGCUGUUGCAGCGGAAGGAGUUAGUUUAAAAGACUCAAAGCAGGUGCUGGCAGCUUCUGUGCUACAGUAUGCAUUAGGAGUGGGCCCCUCUGUAAAGUGGGGAAAUCCUGCAGGAUCUCUACUGCAGAAAGCUGCUGCCUCUGCAGCAGGGAGUGAUCCAUUUGCUGUCAACGCACUGAAUGUUUCAUUCACUGAUUCUGGACUCUUUGGAUUCAUAGCAUCUGCUCCAGCAAAUGUCAUUGGUGUGGUUGUAAAAGCAGCUGUGCAGACACUCCGAGGAGGAAACGUUUCUGCAGAUGACGUGAACCGUGCGAAGAAGCAGUUGAAAGCUGCCGUCCUGAUGAGUGAGGAGAGCGGAGAUAACUUGCUGGAGAGCAUUGGCUAUCAGGCUCUACUCAGGGGGGAUGUGCACACUGGCCAGCAGCUGGCUGCCACCAUAGACAGCAUCUCGCCUGCCGAUGUUACAGCUGUUGCGAAGAAAAUUGCAAAUGGCAAGUUGUCAAUGGGUGCUGUUGGUCAGCUGCAUUGUGUUCCAUAUGUUGAUGAGCUGAAGUAAAAUAUUGUGUAAUUUAUAUCUCUGUGUAAUUCUAUGUACAGAAAAUGUAGAUACGAUAAAUGUGUACACCCAUCCAGUUCCACCAUGUAAGUAAAUUAUUCACUGAAAAA
Messenger RNA from Schistocerca serialis cubense, 1565 nucleotides. It is a transcript of the gene UQCR-C2, whose product is annotated as cytochrome b-c1 complex subunit 2, mitochondrial. Gene Ontology annotation, molecular function: metal ion binding. Bases 112 to 1455 code for a protein of 447 amino acids. Lineage: Eukaryota; Metazoa; Arthropoda; Insecta; Orthoptera; Acrididae. The transcript is spliced from 8 exons. The record is from RefSeq and is a predicted model, not a curated record. Gene Ontology annotation, cellular component: mitochondrion.